Miscanthus lutarioriparius is the source of this 1152-nucleotide messenger RNA. The record is from the annotation of a GenBank genome assembly. NCBI's taxonomy places the organism in Eukaryota, Viridiplantae, Streptophyta, Magnoliopsida, Poales, Poaceae.
AUGCUGGAAUUGCUUGAGAACGAAAAUAUUGAUAGGCUCAAACAGACAGGUGGGACAGCAUUUAAUGGUGUUGUUGAAGAAUUGAAGAAAGUCACUACUCGAGUUGUGCAUGUGCUCCCUGUUUCUGAUGAUGGUGGAAGCACGGCUGAGAUUGUGCGUGUGCUUGGUGGACCUGCUGUGGGAGACAUAAGAUCAAGAUGUUUGAGAUUGUCUGAUGAAAGUACUGCAGAAGCUCUUUCUGUUCGGAAAUUGCUUGGGCAUCGUUUGCCUAUUGAUCCUUCAGAGGCAAAGCUGGAAUGGUACCAGAUUGUAGAAGGAGACCACUCUUUAUGGGAGGGAGUCUCUCGUCCAUACAGGGAAACGAUUCGUGCCUUUUUGGUCUACUUUCACAGUGAGGUCUGUCUCACAUGUGACAUAUACUUCGACGGUCAGCUGAAAUGUUUUGCUUCACCCAUGGCAGGUGAUUCUUCUAAGGAUGGGACUAUCAUUCGCUGCCAAAAUGAAAUAUCACAUCCAAGCAAUGGACGCCGAGAAAUUGUCAACAAGGAUUGUAAUUCAUGCAGUGCACUUCCUUCAAGGAUCAAGCGUGUGUUUUACAUGUCAAGUGAAGGCAGCAACCUAUUGCAUGAGGUUUUCCCUGAAGUUAACCAUACAGUUUUGGAGCAGCUAAGUAAGGUGGACUGCGUUGUCUAUGCUUUGGGAUCACUCUUUACAUCAGUCUGUCCAUCACUGGUAUUACGUGGCAUUGGGGAGACUAUAGCAUCAAGAUCCAUCCCCAAGGUACUUCUUCUGAAUGGAUCACAUGACAGAGAGACUGCUGGGCUGUCUGCCUCUGGCUUUGUCACUGCAAUUACUGAUUCUCUAAAUCGGACAUAUGGUGAUCCUCACAAAAGCUUAAAGAAUCGUCCCAAUGACUAUGUAAAUGCUAUAUUGGUUCCAGAAGGAGGCCAAGUUCCUUUAGAUAUUGCAAAUUUGGCAGCUCAGGGAAUCUUUAAUGUCGUAACCGUGAAGUCUAUUCAUGACCCGAAAGUUGGCGUCAUAUUUGAUGCACGGUCAUUGAUCCACGCCCUAACCAUUCUCAUAUCUGAACAUAUGGAUAUGUGUCUCUCAGAACGUGGUCAUCUAACUGAAAAUGUAAAAGUUGUAAAUUGA